UGUACAUUCAAGAAGAAGAGGAAAACAAGUCAUCUUUUCACUGACAAAGUAGAUUUUUUUUGUUUAUCAACAGCAAUUUAAUAAGUUAAAAAUUUAAUAAAUUUACCAAAAUGUUAAGUUCUAUGGUAAAAGAACAUCAGGCUAAACAAGUGAAACGUAAACAGGAACAAGAAGUAAAACGCAAAGAGGCCAUAGAAGCUUCCAAUGAAUUGACUAAAGCUCUAGUGGAACAUUUAAAUGUGGGAGUCGCCCAGGCCUAUUUAAAUCAAAAACGUUUAGAUGCCGAGGCAAAACAGCUGCAUGUGGGAGCUACAAAUUUUGCCAAACAAACACAACAGUGGCUGCAAUUGAUAGACAAUUUUAGUAGUGCCUUAAAAGAACUGGGUGAUGUAGAGAAUUGGGCUAGAAGUAUAGAGUCAGAUAUGCAAGUUAUACAAAAUACUUUGGAAAUUGCCUAUAAAACUAGUCGACAAACGCAACAGCAAGCACAUCAGGGUGCAGGAGCAGCAGCUGCUGCAGGUGCUAGUACUUCCUCAUCAUGAGCAGUAGUUCAAUAAUUAAGUAUUUACUAAUAUUUUUUUUUUAAUUAAUAUAAAUUCACAGUUUUCAAGUCUU
Lucilia sericata (common green bottle fly) is the source of this 615-nucleotide messenger RNA. RefSeq names its product biogenesis of lysosome-related organelles complex 1 subunit 1 (gene Blos1). The transcript is spliced from 3 exons. Lineage: Eukaryota; Metazoa; Arthropoda; Insecta; Diptera; Calliphoridae. Gene Ontology annotation, cellular component: BLOC-1 complex. The record is from RefSeq and is a predicted model, not a curated record. Bases 111 to 542 code for a protein of 143 amino acids. Gene Ontology annotation, biological process: endosomal transport.